AUUACAGACACAGACUGCAGCAGAGCGUUGAAGAAGACACCAGCUCCGGGAUUUACCAACGCAACUUUGUUUUUAAUGCGGGAUGCGCAGCUUUGCAGAAAAAGUUUAAUCUGUUUGAGGGAAUUUACUCUGAAGUAUAAUUGCAGCAGAGCACAUAUUUAUACUUCACUUUCUUUCUUUUUUAAAUUUUGGGACAGAGCUUGUUCUCCCCUGUUGUCUUAAAUUCAUCUCUAAGAAACAAAUUGACAUUUUGAUGCGGAUAAUAAGCUGUAACGGCGAUUUUUAAGGAAGAAAUCGACUCUUUUCACUUCCUCCAGGGGUGUUUUUUCACUAAUAGAGGUUAAAGCACCUCCUCUCAAUUAAUCCCACCGCUGCCGGUUAAUUUAGUUCAUCCUAAUUCCGUGGCGGGCACCAUGCUGUCCAGUGUGCGCCGGCACAGCCUCCGCCUGCAGUCCGAGCUGCACCGGUGGAGCAUCUGCGACCCGGGCAGCCACCUGCUCACCGACAGCCUCCUGUCCCGGGUCCCCGGCUGCAUCUCCCGCUCCAAGUCCUGCACCAGCUCCGCCGGGGAGUCGAACGGGAGCCGCGGGAGCUGGUCGUCCUCAGACUCGGUCAUCUCCACCAACUCUGCCGGGGAGCCGGUAGAGCCCGGGAGCCCGUACCGGGUGGUGCUGCUCGGGGCCAGCGGGGUCGGCAAGACGGCUUUUGCCAGCAUCUUCGCCGGGGCAGCGGACAGCAUGGACAGCGAUGACUGCGAGCUCUUUGGAGAUGAAGUGUGUGAAAAGGAAAUUGAAGUGGACGGAGAGCCUGCGUCUUUAACUCUGCUUGACACAUGGGAUGCAGAGGUGAGAUUUAAAAAAAAAAAAAACAGCUUCACUGAUUGGUGUGAAUUAGAGGAUGGUACUGUAGACACCUUACCUUCCAUGUGUGUUUCAUGUGUGCGUUUGUGUUUGCAGACUGACAACGAAUGGGCUCAGGAGCACUACAUGCAGACAGGUGAUGCCUACCUGUUGCUGUACUCUGUGACUGACCGGGCUUCGUUCCUGCGAGCCUCAGAGCUCCGGAUAACCCUGCGGCGCUUCCGUCCUGCCCAGCACACACCGAUCAUCCUGGUGGGGAACAAAUGUGACCUGGUGCGACGCAGAGAGGUGUCAGUCAACGAGGGUCGAGCCUGUGCUGCUGUGUUCGACUGCAAGUUUAUCGAAACAUCCGCCGCCAUGCAGCACAACGUCUGGGAGGCCUUUCACGGCAUGGUGAGACAGCUGCGUCUUCGCCGAGACUCCAAGGAAGCCAACAAGCGUCGUAGGUACAUAAACUCCAACACACGCCGCGAGAGCCUUCCCAUGAAGGCCAAACGCUUCCUGGACAAGGUGGUGGCAAAGAACAAUCCCAGUGUGGCUUUCUGGUUGAAAUCUAAGUCCUGCCAUGACCUCUCUGUGCUGUAGGACUCUGACAGACACUCGUUUUUAGCUCUAAACCCAACCACUGAGCAGGUGAACAAGUUACAGCCUGGAGAGCAGAAUAUGUGGACGUGGGCUGGAGGGACGCCUGCGUCUGGAGGGCUGAACGUUGGAUGGUUCAGUCUGAGCCAGCAUGGUGUACAUGAGGUGUUUGCAACAUUUCUGCACCGGCAUCCACAUGUUGCAGUCUAAACCAGACUGAGUGGAUUGAGCUCAGCCUCUGUAAUGGACUGGACAAUCAGCAAAUUAAGUUAAUCUCCCUCUCACAAAGACUCUCUUUGUGUCUGUGAGGCAUCAGAGGUCAGAGAUCAGCUGAUGGAAACCGAGAAAGGAUGUGAUAUUUCUGUGUUUUGACAUUAAUAUUAGCAUUUUCUCUACUUUCUUCUCCUUUUGCCCUGCCAAAUAUGUCGUCCGUCGAUCCCCCAAGUGCUAACAUGACCAGUUGUAAGCUAUUCAUGAUGAAGUAUGUUACUUUGAGUUUAUUUAUAACGUGUAAUAUAUCGCACCUAAUGUGAAUAAAUAACAGAUUGAUGAUUCAGUGUAUUUUGCUAC
Centropristis striata (black sea bass) is the source of this 2012-nucleotide messenger RNA. RefSeq names its product GTP binding protein overexpressed in skeletal muscle (gene gem). Gene Ontology annotation, molecular function: GTPase activity; GTP binding; calcium channel regulator activity. The record is from RefSeq and is a predicted model, not a curated record. Gene Ontology annotation, cellular component: plasma membrane. The transcript has 3 exons. Bases 414 to 1445 code for a protein of 343 amino acids. NCBI's taxonomy places the organism in Eukaryota, Metazoa, Chordata, Actinopteri, Perciformes, Serranidae. Gene Ontology annotation, biological process: negative regulation of high voltage-gated calcium channel activity.